AGACAGUCCAGCUGCUUCUGCUGGCCCGCGGCCACGGGAUCCUUCUCCAAGAUGGCGCUAGUGGAACAGGCGAACAACGCCCCGGCCGAGAACUGCCAUCGUCUGGUGAUCCUCGGCUCGUCCAAGGUCGGAAAGACCUCCAUAGUGGCGAGGUUCCUGUACAACAAGUUCGACGACAAGUACACCCCGACCAUCGAGGACUUCCACAGGAAGAUCUACAGGAUCAAGGGCAAUGCCUAUCGGUUGGAUAUCCUCGACACUUCCGGUAACCACCCGUUUCCGGCGAUGAGAAGGUUGUCGUUAAUUACAGGCGACCUCUUCAUCCUCGUGUAUAGCAUAGACAACCGCGAGAGUUUCGAGGAGGUACGCCGUCUGCUCGACCAGAUCGUCGAGUGCAAGAGUCAGUGCCGCAGUGUCAAGGACGUCAAGCUGCUCAACGUGCCUAUCAUGAUCGUCGGCAACAAGUGUGACGUGGAGAAGGACCGCGUCAUACACCAGUAUGACGUCACCAACCUGCUGGAGGGACGCCUGAACACCGCCUCCAUCGAGUGCUCGGCCAAGAAGAACGUGAACAUUGAGGACGUUUUUGUGCGACUCUUCCACACGGCAAAGCUGCCUUCCGAGAUGAGUCCCUCGCUGCACCGCAAAGUCCAUCCGCAGUACGUGGGCAAGGGCAGCUCCCCCACGGGCGGGCGGGUCAUGUCGAUACGGAGAAAGACGAGUGAUGCGUGCGGAGCCGUGGCCCCCAACGCCCGCCGGCCCAGCAUCAGAACCGACCUGUUGGUCGCUCAGAGCAGGACAAACUCCAGCACGUCUCCCGAUGACGACCCUAGAGACGCGAAGUGUGUUAUUCAGUGACUUAAAUUCAAGGGAUACGACAUGCGUCAUUCAGUGACUUAAAUUCAAGGGAUACUACAUGCGUCAUUCAGUGAUUGUAAUUUUAAAGGACACGAGACGCGAAAUUUGUCAUUUAGUGAUUUAGUUUCAAGAGACGUGAAAUGUUCUGUGACUUUAUAUCAAAAGACGCGAAAUGUGUCAUUCAGUGACGUAGCUUCGAGAUACGCAAAAUGCCUCAUUUAGUGACUUAAUCAAUUACAAGACACGUAUAAUGCCUCUUUUCGGUGACUUAAUUAUUUACAAGACAUGUACAAUACCUCUUUCAGUGACAUAACUUCAAGGAUAUGGUUAUGAAUAUGAUCUUGUAUUCAGAAACAAAGUUUAUUGGCCGAUUAUAAAAGUGCGUUUAAGUCAUGGGACCGACUGUAAUCAUAUAUCGAGUUAUGAAUGUCUUAAUGUCUUAUUUUUAAGACCUAUUGGAGUGGUUCGGCCGACACUAAAUUCCUUAUCCGGUAACAUAAAUCCAACGACAUGGCUUUGACAUUGUGUUUGCAGACAAAUGUAUUGGCCAUGGGUUAUGCUAAAAGUAUAUAUAUCAAGAAAUCCAGAACCAUAUCGGCGUACCGGCUUUUUAAUUGUAAAUUGUGUAUGUUGUAAUUAUUAUAUAACUCGGUGGAUUGAUUGUAGGGAUAUUCAUUUCGUCAUUGACAUAGAUGUAAGGGUCACACUUUCAUGUAUUGGUAUUGGACAAAAGAAUAAUGGAAAUUGUAUCUUGACUGAUCCAAGUCACAACAGGGUGUUCUUAAUGACUCACUUAGCCUCAAGGAUCUGUUUACUGAACAACUUUUGGUCAUGGAAAGGAUAUGAGAUACACUGUGUUACUCAAAUAUGAAUUUAGACUAGUGUGCCAUCUUGGUUUUUGUUCACAGGGGCGGAAUUUUGUCAAAGUGUUUUUGUUUGAUGUUGGAAACAUAUUUAAGACGUUUUGUACAAUGGCAAAAUGUUUGGACUGUAUGUUUUUGCUAUCGCAAAUAUAUCCGUAGUCCGUAGUGUCAAAAUGAUCGUAUAGACUAAGUAAGUUCGUGCUAAGCGCUAUACGAAUUUAGAUAAUCAGACUAAAAUUGCAUUUGUGCCACGACGAAAACGUCUAUAUGCCAAAACUGCCAUAAUUACAUUAUGGUCAAACCAAUCUGGUCCCAUUGGUCAACUGGUAAAAGGGAUUUAACUUCGUUAAAACUGACAUUUACUGUUAGCGUCACGAAGGCGCUAUAUAAUAUUUUAGACGCUGUAUUAUUUGACUUUGUUUUAUAACAAUUCAUGAUGUAUUUUCUGAUAAGAAAAAGCAUGAUAUUUUGUAUUAUUGAAAUUUUUAACGAUACAUGUUUGUACUGUAUGUGUAAUGUUGCCAGACACGUGGUAACGAUAGUGACAUAUUGUCACUUAAAGAUCGGGUCGCACGGCAGUUCGUCUUCAAAAUAUUGCCUUUAAGGCCAUUGUAAAUUAAAUGCUAGAUUUUCAAAACGUGGACGCGGGCUGAAUUUUGGUUAUAUUUAUAUAUAUAUUUUUUGAGGAAAUUGGAAAUAACGCACAUCGAAUAAAAUAAAAAAGAAGUAUUAUUUUACCACUAUUUCAUUUAUUUAUUUAUUUAUUUAUAUUUACGUUUAUUAUUAUUAUUAUUAUUAUUAUUAUUAUUAUUAUUGCCAAUGAAAGAAAUAAAAACGGGGAUGGGCCUUUAUUUUCGGGGCAAGCUGGCAUGAAAAUCUAGGGUUUAUUUGUAAUGGUUAAGUUACAUCCAUAUAAGUUCUCCCGAAAAUUACAUUAUUCAACCAGCUAAGUCGUCAUAUUCUAUUGUUGUGGAUAUUUCAGUAUAUAAUUGAAUUAUAGCUACGUAGCUAUAAUUUUUUUUUUAAAUAACUGUUAAUUUUUAGUUGACGAUUGCUGUUUAAAAUGUUAUCAAAAUGUGUUAUGAUAACAUGUUAGCUGAAGAGGAACGUCUACGUACUGUAUAUUUCAUAACACGUAAUUCAUUUCAUUUAUUCUUAUUUUCGUGCACAUAUUCAAUUAAGGUUCAAGUACACUGUCCUGGACACACAGCUAUCUGGGCUGUUUGAGGGUUAGUGGUUAGUGAGAGAGAAGUCGGUGUACUGGUCGUACACCUACCUUUAAGGUGUACGUGUAUUCGGCUAUUUGUGUUUUCAUAUCGGUUGUUCAACAUAUCUCUCCAGUAGCUGAAACAUUGAAAUGAUUCUCAGUGGCUGUGUUUUACAGAGUUACCGUGCAUUAAGGAAAGACUCCACCCAUUGGUUGGUGUGUUACAGUUGCAGACCCAAGUUUUAGCGUCUGAAAAAGGACACUAACUUCGGUUUUUCUACAAACCUGCAACACAUUUGGAUACAUUUACGAUAGAGUUAAAUAGGAGUCUGUGACAUUAAAACGGGGAAAUACCCUUCAAAAAUAGAACCUGGCCCGUGCUUAUAAAACUUUUAAGAGUCCAGACUCAAUGUCUAAUGACGUCACACGCAUACCAUUUGUAUGGUGUUGUCAUGACAUUGGUGUCUCAGACUCUCUUAGAGUCUCGAGUCUAGACUCUACCAGUUUUAUAAGCACCAGGCCAGAGCUCCUCUUCAUAAUCGUUACUUCUUAGACGUUCUUAGACGUUUUUAAAAUAAAAAAGAAAGAAAUGUUUUAUUUAACGACGCACUCAACACAUUUUAUUUACGGUUAUAUGGCAUCAGACUUAUGGUUAAGGACCACACAGAGUUUGAGAGG
Messenger RNA from Gigantopelta aegis, 3606 nucleotides. RefSeq names its product dexamethasone-induced Ras-related protein 1-like. Gene Ontology annotation, molecular function: GTP binding; GTPase activity. The record is from RefSeq and is a predicted model, not a curated record. Lineage: Eukaryota; Metazoa; Mollusca; Gastropoda; Neomphalida; Peltospiridae. Bases 52 to 858 code for a protein of 268 amino acids. The transcript is spliced from 2 exons.